GUCUUGUCCCUAUAAAACCAAAGCCAGAAGCUUGGAAUCGACAGGCACAAAGCCAUUAACGCACCCCUCUCUCUCUCUCUCUCUCUCUCUCUGUUCUGCAUUUCAUUUACGUUCACGAAUCAAAUCCUAGAUAUUUUUUCUUUUUCUCGCAUGCCAAACGCGCAUUUUCUUCUCUCUUCAGCUCAUAAUCGUGGAUAAGAUUUCGAAACCUGAUUGAAGUUACCACAUAAAAAAGGUACAGAGUGAGAGAGAGCUGUCUGAGCUGCUUUUGGAAGCAGGGUUUUGUGUUGAAUUAUUCGAAUUCCAGCCAUUUCAUAGCGUGUCUUUGAUUUUUGUUCUCCAUUACUCGCCUCAACUGCCUCCUUACGUGUUUCAAUUCACGAAAAGCUUCUGGAUACUUCAUUCUUCAUUAGCAGUAGUCGUAAUAACUUCUCAAGUAAUUUUCUUAUUGUCGAUCGGCGAUUGUCUCAGCGAAAUGGAGUCUGUACGCACCACGAGUAAUCCCCAACUGCGCAGAGGUCUUUCCUAUUCAGAUGCCGAGAGAAAGCCAUCUGUCAUUGUCAUUGGCGGGGGUAUGGCUGGAAUUGCAGCUGCUCGUGCUCUUCAUGAUGCCUCAUUUCAGGUUGUCCUGUUGGAAUCACGGGAAAGGAUUGGUGGUCGUGUUUGUACAGAUUACUCCUUUGGUUUUCCAAUUGACUUGGGUGCAUCAUGGUUGCAUGGAGUAGGCAAAGAGAAUCCCUUGGCACCAUUGAUUGGGAGACUAGGGCUACCAUUAUAUCGUACCAGUGGUGAUAACUCUGUUUUGUAUGAUCAUGACUUGGAAAGCUAUGCGCUCUUUGAUAUGGAUGGGAAUCAAGUACCUCAGGAUUUAGUCACUAAAGUCGGUGAAGCAUUUGAGAGCAUUUUGGAGGAGACAGAUAAAAUAAGACAGGAAUCUAGCGAAGACAUGUCCAUAUCCCGUGCCUUUUCGAUUGUUUUUGCAAGGAGCCCAGAAUUGAGGUUGGAGGGGCUUGCCCAUGAUGUCCUUCAGUGGUACUUAUGUAGAAUGGAAGGCUGGUUUGCUGCGGAUGCUGAUACCAUCUCACUAAAAUGUUGGGAUCAGGAAGAACUACUCCCUGGUGGUCAUGGGCUUAUGGUAAGGGGCUACAUUCCAGUUAUAAACACUCUUGCCAAAGGUCUCAACAUCCAUUUGGGCCACAGGGUUACAAAGAUUGUAAGACGUUAUAAUGGAGUAAAGGUAACGGUAGAAAAUGGGAAAACAUUUGUUGCAGAUGCCGCCAUUGUUGCUAUACCACUUGGGGUGCUGAAAACAAAAAGCAUAAAGUUUGAGCCAAAGCUCCCUGAGUGGAAGGAAACAGCCAUUGCUGACCUUGGUGUAGGGAUUGAAAAUAAAAUAGUUUUGCACUUUGAAAAGGUGUUCUGGCCAAAUGUGGAGUUCUUGGGUGUAGUUGCAGAGACGUCUUACGCGUGCAGCUACUUCCUAAAUCUUCACAAGGCUACUGGUCACUCUGUCCUGGUUUACAUGCCCUCAGGGCGGCUAGCCAAAGACAUUGAGAAAAUGUCUGAUGAAGCUGCUACUAAUUUUGCUUUCAUGCAACUCAAGAGGAUCCUUCCAAAUGCUUGUGCCCCAAUUCAGUAUCUUGUUUCUCGGUGGGGCUCAGACAUUGACUCACUUGGCUCCUAUAGCUAUGAUACAGUAGGCAAAUCCCAUGAUCUGUUUGAGAGGUUAAGGAUCCCGGUGGAUAACCUAUUCUUUGCAGGGGAGGCUACUAGCUCAAACUUCCCAGGGUCCGUGCAUGGUGCUUUCUCAACCGGAUUGAUGGCUGCUGAAGAUUGCCGGAUGCGGGUCUUGGAACGUUAUGGGGAGUUGGAUCUGUUCCAGCCAGUCAUGGGUGAGGAGACACCAAUGUCUAUCCCAUUAUUGAUCUCCCGAAUGUAACUAUUAGGGUACACCGCCUCCAUAUCUUAUUAAGGAUACAGUAGAUAUGUUAAUUAGGGGAUCCGAUUAACACAUUAUUGCCAUUUUGAUUGGCUCUGAUGGGAAAUGGAAAUGCAUUUUCCAUGGACUGACGAGUCAAAUGUUGGUUGAUGUUUAAUAGUCUUUUCGUGUGACAUAAUAGUUAUAAUUCUUGCGACUGUCAGUAAAAUGAAUCUAGUAAUUAGAAAGUAUGCUAA
Molecule: messenger RNA, 2175 nt
Organism: Juglans regia (Persian walnut)
Lineage: Eukaryota; Viridiplantae; Streptophyta; Magnoliopsida; Fagales; Juglandaceae
Product: polyamine oxidase 2-like
Exons: 10
Coding region: 476-1939 (487 amino acids)
Biological process (GO): polyamine catabolic process
Cellular component (GO): peroxisome
Molecular function (GO): polyamine oxidase activity
Source: RefSeq, a predicted model, not a curated record